Messenger RNA from Saitoella complicata NRRL Y-17804, 912 nucleotides. Its product is annotated as cell division control protein 42. The record is from RefSeq and is a predicted model, not a curated record. Bases 261 to 836 code for a protein of 191 amino acids. NCBI's taxonomy places the organism in Eukaryota, Fungi, Ascomycota, Saitoellomycetes, Saitoellales, Saitoellaceae. Gene Ontology annotation, molecular function: GTP binding; GTPase activity. The transcript is spliced from 4 exons. Gene Ontology annotation, biological process: small GTPase-mediated signal transduction.
CGUCCGUAACAAAUCCAGGAGUCAACCCAAGGACACCUUUGGAAGAAUUCGACCCACCGAUUCGUCGUCCCCGCGUACAAGGACUUUUGUCUAAUCAGCUCCUCCCCGCUUCAGCCGUUCUCUUUGUCGAAAUCGUUGUUUACGUGCUUUCUUCGACCGCCGAAGUUCGUAUUCGACGCAUACGGCCUCCUCUCGAUUCUGUUGAAGGGCAUUUCUUCUCUUUUUGCUUUUGUUAGGACGUGAUAUACGACAAGGCCACGAUGCAGACGAUCAAGUGUGUUGUUGUUGGUGAUGGUGCGGUUGGAAAGACCUGUCUUCUCAUCUCCUACACCACCAACAAAUUCCCCUCCGAGUACGUCCCCACAGUCUUCGACAACUACGCCGUAACAGUAAUGAUCGGCGACGAACCCUACACUCUCGGCCUCUUCGACACCGCUGGCCAAGAAGACUACGACCGCCUCCGUCCCCUCUCCUACCCUCAAACCGACGUCUUCCUCGUCUGCUUCUCCGUAACCUCCCCCGCCUCCUUCGAGAACGUGAAGGAGAAGUGGUUUCCGGAGGUGCAUCAUCAUUGUCCCGGAGUACCGUGUUUGAUUGUGGGUACGCAGGUGGAUUUGAGGGAUGAAGCGGGGAUUGUGGAGAAGUUGGCUAGGCAGAGGAUGAGGCCUGUGGCGUUUGAGAUGGGGGAGAGGUUGGCGAGGGAGUUGGGGGCGGUCAAGUAUGUGGAGUGUUCGGCGUUGACGCAGAAGGGGUUGAAGAAUGUUUUUGAUGAGGCGAUUGUUGCAGCGCUGGAACCUCCCGUCACGAAGAAGAAGUCAAAGUGUGUCGUUCUCUAAACCUAUCACGGCACGGCAUACAAUCGGAAGGAAGGAAGACGGAGGAAAUCGGGAUCUCUAUCUCUAUACAGGAGCG